UUUGGCAGCACCGGGUUGGUAAAGAAGGCCUAACCAAAAAGAUUUUCAAUCGACAACGACACUUGGCCCGAGAAUUGCACUGAUAAUGACCCAGUUUGCCUAAGGCUUCCAGUAAAUCCCCCAGCCUUGAGACUCGGAAUAUCUUAAAUGCAUCUUAUGGGCUGCAUUAAAAAUUCGUGCCAUGUGGCUGAUUCAACAGCAGUGUCUGAGAAAAAGUCUUUAUCUGUUUUACAAUCUAUUGAGGCUGAGGAAACCAGCCGCCCUUGUGUGCUGCCAAGUUUGGCGAAAUGCAAUCUUGGAUCUGGAGAUACAAGCUUUCCUGGAAAUUGUCUAAGAGCUCUGUCAAGAACAUUUGGUUGCUAUGGGUUUUAUGAGGUUACAGAAAGGAGAAGACAAACGAUGUAUGACUUUGUAAACGAGUGGUCACCCGAGCCAUUCGGACUUCACCGCAACAACUGGCCGGCGCAUUCACGCUGCCUCGGAGAAACGUGGAAAGUCUUCGGUCAGCCAGCAGAUUGCCUAAUGAAUCAGGAUAAUGAAGAUGAGAACUGUAAAUGCACCAGCCAUGCAAAGACAUCUAGAAGGCGACGCCUCAGAAGCAAAUCAGGUUUCUACCUCACUGUAAUGCCCAAUGGUCAAGUGCUUGGUGUAAAGGAUCCUACAAAUGCAUACAUAAACCUGGACGUGAUUCCUGUUGGCGCUGAUUUGGUUAAAAUUUGGGGCGUUGAGGCAGAAUUGUUCCUCAUGAUAGAUGACGCGGGACUCUUGCGAGCCACUGAUGUGGACAGUCAUGAAUGCAUUUUCGAAGAGUCAAUGACGGAAGAUUUCUGUACAAUGUAUUACAGUGCUAUGUACUCUCAUAAGAGAUGGUGCGUUGGACUCAAAACGAGACCACUCAGUACCUUUAGUGGUGCUCUUAGAAGAAACAAACUUUCAUUACGAGAUUGCUCCUUUAUAUCGGAGAUCGUGAAUAGGAGGUCGUCGACGUCAUCAUCACAAUCUUGUGGAAGCGAUGGGCGGACGUGCUCGAUAUAAACAUAAAUAUCUAGAUGCGUAGUUGAUAGGAAAUAUUAAAUAUAUUUGUAAUUGAAUAGCUUAGGCUUCAAAAGAGUUCAGUGAAGAUAGCAGUCAAAGUACUCCUUGAUUAAAAAUUUCCCAGUUAUUGAAACUAGUUGGUGGCUCUAAAUGUUUCUCGAUUCGUGGGAGUGUUUCAUUUUAUCAGCAAAAGUUGGAGUAUUUCAUUUCACGAAAGAGAUUGAUUCCUGUGAAAAUGAAAGCUGAACCAUAUCUAAAACGUUAACAUAUUUCCGCUCAAUUGCUCAAUUAAGUCAUUUUUGAAAUCCAUAUUUCUUAUUUUUAACAUUUCCAUACAUGAUAGCUUUGAAAAAUGAAAAAUGAAAGUAUUUCUGCAUAAAAAACUACCUCAGUUAUAGGGUUAUAAAACAAUCGAAAAAUUCACUUUAUGAUAGGAUAUUUAAAGCAUGUUGACCAGUUUGGACGUGGAAAACAGGGAAAGAGACUGCAUCCGCAUAAAUAUUGAAAAAGAUGGGCCUUUUUUUCCCGUUUCAUCAUCCUUCUAGACUUGUGUUUUAUGGAUACGUUACAGGGAGCUUUAUUGUGCCUGCGCAGGAGCUAUGCCCAUAAUGAGAUGCCCAUAAUGAGGGCUCUUGAGUAAUUACAGGAACUUUCAUUUCAAAAUGUAUUUUCCAGAAAUACCCAGCUUCAAUACAAACUGUGUUGAUAGAAUCCAUAGGAAGAAGAAUCCACGUUUGGUAAAAACGAAUCUCCUGGAGAUUGAUUUGUGACAGAAUUGUUGUCUGAUUCUCGUAAAGAUGAUUCACGAAUUUUCAGUUGUCCUAGGCGAUUUUUCAAUGUAGUAUUUUGGUUGCUUUUUCUGAAACGAUGGAAAUAUGCUGUUCUGUUUAACGUAGUUCGAAGAUUCAUAAAAGUUAGGUUUAAUUUUGUUGGUUUUCGUCAAGAAACAAAAUGAAUUGUGUAAAUAUUAUUAUGGACAAUAAUAUAUUUAAAUGUGAUAGUUAAUUUGUUUCAUCUUUAGGUGAUAGAUAACGUAUUAUUAUUAGAACUGUUAUUAUUUUAAUAUUGUGGUUGUUUGAACCAUUUACGUUGUACAUAAAUCGAGUGUUGAUUUCACGUGCGUUUUAAAAUUAUCAGUUGUAUCAACUCAAAGUUCAUGUCUUCAGGUUUUCGUUGAGAUAAAAUUCCACAGUUUUAUGC
This is a messenger RNA of Rhopilema esculentum, 2235 nucleotides long. RefSeq names its product fibroblast growth factor 12. The record is from RefSeq and is a predicted model, not a curated record. NCBI's taxonomy places the organism in Eukaryota, Metazoa, Cnidaria, Scyphozoa, Rhizostomeae, Rhizostomatidae. Gene Ontology annotation, molecular function: growth factor activity.